CUGCCAUGGAUGUUUCCAACUUGCUCGCUGCCGAGGCAGCCAAAUUCGCAUCCGUCAAUGUCGAAAAAGAGGUGCCCUUGGAGGUCGACGCCGGUCUUUUGACCGUCACGGACUUGAAUCUGAUCGACGAGGAGGCAUACAAUGAGAACCUCGAAGAGCAUCUUCAAUCCCUAGCUCGCGACGGUGUCCAGGUCCUCAUCCAAUCUCUCUUCUCCCUCCCCACCCAGUCCUCGCCAGAUGGCCCGAUCGCCCAGCUUCCCCCUCCCGUUACCCAACUCCCCCGCGCGAAGCCUCUUCCCAAGCCCAAGGCACCGACAAAGUGGGAAGCCUUUGCAGCUGCAAAGGGCAUACAGAAGCGCCGGAAGGAGAAGAAGGUGUGGGACGAGGAGCGGCAAGAAUGGGUCAACUCCUGGGGUCGGGACGGGAAGAACAGACAGGUCGAGGAUCAAUGGAUACACGAAGUGCCGGCCAAUGCUCCCGUCGACUUCGACCCGCGCAAGGCCGCCCGCGACGAGCGCAAGGAGCGCAUCGCCAAGAACGAAAAACAGCGCCUCGCCAACACCGCCCGCGAUCAGGGCACCUCCCGCAAGGCCGAGCUCGACAAGACGCUCGCGACGACGCGCCUCAGCACUGCGUCCAUGGGCAAGUUCGACAAGACGCUCGACGGCGAGAAGAAGCUGCGCGGAAUCAAGCGCAAGUUCGCGCCGAACGAGAUGGGCGCGGAGAGCGAGAAGAAGGGCGCGCUCGCACUGCUGUCGCGGAUGGAGAGUGAUGGGAAGAAGAUGCGGAGGGAGCCGCCGAGCGCGGACGAGGGAGUCUUGAAUGCGAGGAAGGCUGUGCGAUUCGCGAGCAAGGGGAAGGGUGGCGUGGCGUUGGCGAGGGAGAAGGCUGGUGGGAAGGGUCCUGCAGGGAGGAAUUCGAAGGGAAAGUCGAAGGGGAAGCGAUGAGCGUCUGCUUCAGACAUCCUUUCGUGCGCCUCUUCUCUUCGCUCGCUGUUUUCCGCGUACUUGUUGUACUGAUCAAUGUUUGUAUGCUCAUGCGUGUUCAUCUGGACCUACGAUCAUCAAUGGCCUGCACAUGUGGCGGACACGCCCUUCCACUCAUGGCGGAUCAUCAAGCGUUGGAAUCUCCCGAAACGAGGUGGCCGUCCACCUGAUCGAUGCCACUCUUUAUUGCCCUCCCUAUAGCGACUCCC
Molecule: messenger RNA, 1195 nt
Organism: Schizophyllum commune H4-8
Lineage: Eukaryota; Fungi; Basidiomycota; Agaricomycetes; Agaricales; Schizophyllaceae
Product: RRS1-domain-containing protein
Exons: 4
Coding region: 6-947 (313 amino acids)
Biological process (GO): ribosomal large subunit biogenesis; endonucleolytic cleavage in ITS1 to separate SSU-rRNA from 5.8S rRNA and LSU-rRNA from tricistronic rRNA transcript (SSU-rRNA, 5.8S rRNA, LSU-rRNA); ribosome biogenesis
Cellular component (GO): preribosome, large subunit precursor; nucleolus; nucleus
Molecular function (GO): protein binding
Source: RefSeq, a predicted model, not a curated record